UGUCGGUGCCGUCUCCGCGCUCCCGCUGGAGUAGCGAAAAGCUGAACCGUCUCCUUCCAGGAAUCGACUAAAAAGAACAAAAUGUGGAGCAGAUGAGCGGCUGUUUGUAACCGAGCUCGGACAAUCAUCCGACCCUGAUUGGACUCUUCGCCUCUCGUCGAGUCGCUGCCUGCAGCCGCUGAGGCAGCCGGAGUCGCCAUGGAGACGGUGGUGAUCGUGGCCAUCGGGGUGCUGGCCACCAUCUUCCUGGCCUCCUUCAUUGCCCUGGUGAUGGUGUGCAGACACCGAUACUGCCACCCCCACGACCUGCUGCACCACUUCGACUCCAAACCCACAGUGGAUCUGAUCGGAGCCAUGGAGACCCAGAGCGAGCCGUCGGAGCUGGAGCUGGACGACGUUGUCAUCACUAACCCUCACAUCGAAGCCAUCCUGGAGAACGAGGACUGGAUCGAGGACGCCUCUGGUUUGGUCUCUCACUGCAUCUCCAUCCUGAAGAUCUGCCACACUUUGACCGAAAAGCUGGUUGCCAUGACGAUGGGCUCGGGGGCAAAAGUCAAAGCGCCGGCCAGUCUGAGUGACAUCAUCACCGUGGCCAAACGCAUCAGCCCGAGGGUGGACGACGUCGUCCGCUCCAUGUACCCUCCUCUGGAUCCCAUCCUCCUGGACGCCAGGGCCACUGCUCUGCUGCUCUCAGUCAGCCACCUGGUGCUGGUCACCCGCAACGCCUGUCACAUGUCGGGCAGCCUGGACUGGAUCGACCAGUCGCUCCACGCAGCAGAGGAUCACAUGGUGGUUUUACGCGAGGCGGCGCUGGCCUCCGAACCGGAUCGAAGCAUGCCCGGGCUGGACGCUCAGCGAGAACAAGCCAUCUAAAGCAGACACAGAGAAACAAACAGCAGCAGCGGGACGGGAAAGUGUGCCGGUUUUAUCCUCAAGCUGCCUCUUUUCAAACGGGCACAUUUUCCAUCACCAGAGCCAAAUUAACACGGACACUCGUGAGCAGUAAACUGGCAUCACUGAUCUCACAUUAAAAACAAAACAAAAGUCCUUUUUUAAAAUCAUAUUUCCACCCAGAAAUGCUGGAGAUAGUUUUACUUUCACUGCAGCCUCACGUUCACAUAUAGGUGUUUGGGUUUUUUUCCCCCUGCAGCCUGAAAGCAGAUCUUUUUGGAAAUUUCUUCUCCAGUGUGCCAUCACCCAGCAGUGGGCCUAAAUCCAGUCUAACCAGCACCGCGCAGUCACAUGGAGGCUUAGUCAGCUAAUCCAUUCUGAGGAAAAUAACACCCAUUAGUCAGUGAACCCAAAGGGGCUCCAGCUCAGUGGACCAGUGGAAGACUAACCUGACUUAUUCACAAUUUGUGGGACCAGCGUGACUCGUGGACGGUAGAAAAAAAACCUCCCUCAGAUGCUCUUACGCCGUUAGAAAUCGCUGGUCUGUGAGAUUUUAUAGACCAGCAGAGGUAGUUUUAGCCACAUCAGCAUCAGAGUAAAAGGAUUUUCCAGUUAGGUGAAGCACUUCUGCUCUCUGGUUUCUCCCCAGCAGCAGCAGCAUCAUUUGAAGAAUGUGAUUUUAGAGUUUACAGAUCAAAAUAUCUCAACACCUCAUGUAGUCGAUGGAUUAGCACAAAAUCACGCAUAGACAUUCACGAGACAUUCUGAGGUUCGCAUGUGUCUCAACAACUCGGAUUGCCGUAAAAAUCUGGUACAGGAUGAUUUACAGUAUCAGAUAAAUUAAAGUCCCUCUCCGCUCUGUGAUUUAAGCCCCAAGAACUCAACUCCACAUUCUUCUGAAGGAGAAAAGCGAGUUUGUUUGAGAUCAACUGUGCCGGAAAAUUGGACAGCGGCAGGUUUCCACCAGCCUCUGGUCAGUACAGAAAGUUACAGAAACACACAGAUUUUUUUUAAAAAACGUCAUCACACAAAAAUCAGUUUAUACGCAGUCUCUGACGCAGCACCGUUAAAAUGCUGUAUUCUGUGAUCGAUAGUCACGGUUCUACCUCUGUUUUGCAUCAGCUCUAAUGGAAAUCAGCAUCCUAUUCCCUCCCAAACUACAUAAACAAUCUGAAAACACUAAUGACUAAUCAAAUACAGAUGAAAGUCAUACAAGAUAACAGUUUUCACCAUCAGUCUGUCGAGGUUGAAACAUUUCUACGAGGUUUGGAGUUGCUUCAAGCGUUAAAUCAGUGCAGUGUUAACAUACAAUAGACUGGAGCUGUGAUAUACUGUAUGCACUUUAAGAUGUGUAAUCUGACUGAUAAACGUCACAUCAACCACACAACACGUUUUCUGUUACCAAAACCAAAUUAAACCAUCACGUUUACCAAAUGAAAAUCAGAAUCAUAAAAUCUAAAUCUUUCAAAAGGGUAGUUUCAUGUCAAAUCAUUAGGAGCCUUCUGCUCCACCGUCUCGGAUUUCUUGGAACUUCUUUUUAAUCAUGAACUAAAAAUAUUUAAAGUGGUAACUGUGAAAUGUUAGAUUAUGUCAAGUACUUUCCAAAAUAACUAAAAAGAAUUUUAAAAAUGCCCAUCAACCCACUUUCAGCACGUUUUUCGCUCAAGUUGUCAUGAAAAGUCUCAUCUUUGAGCUCCUAUUAACAAAUAUGCUGAUAAUGCAGAAGUGAUCUAGGGAUAUUUUCUGAACAUAUGUAGUUGCAUGUCACAGUAAUAAAAUCUUCAGUAGUUCUUGAGAUAUUAUCAUCAAACAGCCUCAAAUUUCAAUGUGCAAAAAAAAAAAAUGUGCUGAAUCGGGUCGUCAGGCAACUUUUUGAAAAAAAUUCUGACAAACUAUUUGAUAAAUCAAUCAAAAAUGUACCAACCAUCUUUAUAAACGCUGUUUUAUGUUCAGACAAGUCAGAGAUGUCUGAGCAGAAACUGGGAGGACAUUUGCUUUGCAGGCCUUCCAAUCACUGCAGCACAACUACGGCUAUAAAAAGCUGCAGUGGCAUCGAUCUCAUGACGUUAUCAUUGCUGAUGUCAGAGCGAAACAGCCUGUAAGAAAGAAAAAAUAACACCAUAUGUACAUGUUAACCAGGUAAAUUUCACUGGAGAGGGUCUUUAAUUUGUCCAAAACUUUGGUUUAUGACUAAAUUCCUGCCAAACUAAUGACACAUCAGCUGUACUGUGAUGGUCAGUGCAAGAAACAAUGACUGCAAAGAAAAAAACUUCACCUGUAGCUGCCGUUUCUAUCAUCGUGCAACUAGAAAAAAAGGAAAAUACACAAAUAUGAAAGCAGACCAAGAAUUUUACAGACGUCACCGUGAGCUCAGUGGUACAAGUGUUACACAGAUGGGUUUUCCGUUCAGAGAUGUCGAAGCGUUCUUAUUCAGAGAUACAGUACGUCUUUGUGUGUCGUGAGCAUUACCUGAAGCAUGCGCUGAUUGAGGUGAAACAGAAUUAACGUGUUGUUCUGGGCCAGAGGGAUGUUAUUGGAGCAUGUCUACCAGGUCCUUCAUGCAUAGCUAAUAGUGAAUCCCCAAGGAGCCCUAAUAAGGCAUCAACACGUCGACCUCGGCUGCAGCAACACACAUGGCGUCAAGCACAAGUGAACACACGAUUGUA
Molecule: messenger RNA, 3557 nt
Organism: Stegastes partitus (bicolor damselfish)
Lineage: Eukaryota; Metazoa; Chordata; Actinopteri; Pomacentridae
Gene: tmem98
Product: transmembrane protein 98
Exons: 7
Coding region: 199-873 (224 amino acids)
Cellular component (GO): endoplasmic reticulum
Source: RefSeq, a predicted model, not a curated record